Molecule: messenger RNA, 6155 nt
Organism: Drosophila biarmipes
Lineage: Eukaryota; Metazoa; Arthropoda; Insecta; Diptera; Drosophilidae
Gene: Ack-like
Product: activated Cdc42 kinase-like
Exons: 7
Coding region: 56-4510 (1484 amino acids)
Biological process (GO): protein phosphorylation
Molecular function (GO): ATP binding; protein tyrosine kinase activity; protein binding
Source: RefSeq, a predicted model, not a curated record
GACAGAAAAAGAGCAGUUAAAAGCGGAAAAACGAUCUUAUUGUGCGGCUAAUAAGAUGAACUCGCCGCUGGCAGAGUAUCCACAAAUUGAUUUAUAUGAAUUCCUCACUGAGUCCGAACUGCAGCAGUACUACAAUGCCGUCAAAAACGAAUUGAAAAUAACGAACGCGGCCCAGUUCAAGUAUGCGGCGGACGAGGAUUUGCGUUUCAUCGGGCUCUCGCGCCCGGAAAUCCGGAGGCUGCGCAAGUUCUACGAGAAGCACUUCCCCCACAGCUACCUCAGUAAGAUCAAGCGUCUGCUGCAGGCGCCCGGCACGAUGGUGAAGCGGGAGGAGGCGUCCGGCGGCGCAGGUCAAGUGGCGCUCGAUGGCAGUGGCGCCCCCGCCUGCUCGACGCUAGCCGCCAAGAACGGAGCCACCUCACCGGGCAAGGUGCCCAACAACAAGCACAUCAUUCCGGCGGACUCCAUUAGCGUAAACAAGCAGUUGGGCACCGGCGAGUUUGGUAUCGUCCAGCAGGGCGUCUGGUCCAAUGGCAGCGAGAGGAUCCAAGUGGCCAUCAAAUGCCUGUGCCGGGAGCGCAUGCAGUCGAAUCCCAUGGAGUUUCUCAAGGAAGCGGCCAUUAUGCAUUCCAUCGAGCACGAGAACAUCGUGCGGCUCUACGGAGUCGUCCUGGCCACGGACUCGCUUAUGCUGGUCACUGAGCUGGCCCAUCUGCGCUCGCUUCUGGAGUGUCUAAAGGAUUCCGGGCUGCGAGUCAGUUUCCUUACCAUCCCCACGCUCUGUGAGUUUGCCCUGCAGAUCUGCAAUGGAAUGCGAUACCUGGAACAGAAGCGCCUCAUCCACAGAGACCUGGCGGCACGGAACAUCUUAGUGUUCAGCAAGGACAAGGUCAAGAUCUCCGACUUCGGACUGUCGCGGGCACUGGGCGUGGGCAAGGACUACUACAAGACAAACUUCAACGUGAAUUUAAAGCUGCCGAUCGCGUGGUGUGCGCCCGAGUGCAUCAACUAUCUACGCUUCACCAACGCCUCCGAUGUGUGGGCCUUUGGGGUCUGCCUAUGGGAAAUGUUCUCUUAUGGCUUCCAGCCCUGGGCGGCGCUUACCGGCCUGCAGAUCCUGGAGGCCAUCGACGCACCCAACUACCAGCGACUGGAACAGCCCGACUGCUGUCCCAGCGAGUAUUAUACACUGAUGAUGAAGUGCUGGCAGGACGAUGCUGCCAAGCGACCGCGCUUCGGUGAGAUUUAUGACCAACUGCCCGAUAUGAAGCCAGAGCAGCUGAAGGCCGUGGUGAAUUGCACAGAGCCCAAGAAGGACCAUCUUCUUUAUCGCCAGGGCGACAUUAUAAGCGUUCUUGACCGCAACACGGGCACGCCCUUCUGGAAGGGAGUACUCAGCACUGGCAAGACGGGCUACUUCAACCCCUCCAACACUGUGGCCUUUCUCGAAGGUCUGCCCAGCUCCAGCCGCGACUCUUUCAGCCGGGUGAGCGACCAUAGGAUCAGCAAGCGCAAGCUGCGCACCGAGAUGAUUUCGAAACCGCAAAACGACUUUAAGCACACCGGUCACGUGGGUAUUGACGGAGCAACCUUCGGCGAUAUCGCUUUCCUGGGAAGUUCGCAGAAUUACAAUCACGUGCCCAAGCAAAUUGUGACUCCCUACAAACCAUCGGAGGACAUAGAGCAGACGCCCCUUUUACUGCCGCCCACACCCACCAGUCCCGACUCGCUGCAGACCGCCAGUGGUUAUUUCCCCGAGGGUUCCAGCAGCGGAGGAGCCAUGGGAACCUCCAUGAAUCCCACAUUCAUUCCAUCCGCCGAGCACACACCCAAGCUGAUAGCCACAAACGGCCAGAGCUCGUUCGACUUUGCCACCGGGUCCACCAAUCCGUUCUUCCUCAACAGAGGGGAUGAUGAGCUGGAGUUUGGUUUGCAGAACAACAACUACGGUUUGGAUGGCAAGAGUAUCCAUUCGGGAGAGGCCGGUUGGCGGCCUAGUUCUCGGAGUGUUGUAGAUGAUCCUCACGAGUACCACGAGAUAUCAGAUGAUGAGAUGGCUGCCGACAAGCUGGACUUCGGGCCAUCGUUGAUGGACGAGAUUAACUCAAUGUUUGGAUCGAUAAGUGGGGCUUCUAGUAGCCACCCCAAGUCGCCGGGAUUUGAUCAUGUGAAUAGUAAGAACGAAUUUGCGGAAAUGUCUGUUAAACUGGGCCAAAAGAGUGGCGACACCAAUGGCAAUAAGCAUGGCCAUAGUCUGCUGCCUACGCUCUCAAAAAAGAAAUCGUCGGGCACUGUGAAGCCUAUUUCUGUGAAGGACGAGAAGAUUCUCAACCAUGCAAUCGAGAUAGCCAACGAGAUUAGUGCCAGAUCGAUGAUUGAUUUGGUUUCUGAUCAGACCCCUGCCAUCCACAGUCCCAAGCGCAAGUUUAGCUUCAGGUUUCCGCACUUGAGUAAUAAUGGGGACAAGGCCAGUGGCCUAGGAGGAGCCAGCGGUUCCGCCCACACUCCCACACACGGAAACGCAUCGCCCUUUUCUAAGAAGAAGAACUUCACCGAGGAGCUGCAAAGCAUUCCGGAUAUACAGCGUUUCCGCUCGCUAAGCGAGAUCAAGAACAGCACCGAUCUGCGUGUGCCCAUCUUCGACAAGGAAAGCUCCGACUUUCUCUUUCAAAAGUCUCGCGAGAUUCUCAGCAGGCCGUUGAAUCUGGAGCGGGAGCGGGCGGAGGAUCAGGCGCCGAAGAGCAUCGACGACAACAUCAUGGACAUUGAGAACACACUAAAAGCGCUCAACCUGGACUUCAUGCACACUUACACAGAGCUGGACAAGAGCGACUCCAACGACACGAUCCUAAACGACCAACUGCCGGCCUGUCUGGACGAUGGCAUCAGCAGUGCCACAGGCAGCCUCAAGUCGGCGGUCUACAGCUACAGCAACGGGGUGCAGACCAUGUUCGACUUCAAUGCUGCCACCAGCCAUCUGGACAAGCACCUGCAGUACAUGCACAACCAGGCGCAGCUGAGCGCCGCUGCUCCGGUUGAUCCCAAGCCCAUGGAGGACAAGCGCUCGAGCACUCCGGACACGGGAUUCGCCUCGCGGGAUACCAACAUCUCGCUGUCGCGCCGCAGCAGCCAAAAGUCCAGCUACAGUCCACAGGAAAGCUUCCAUUUUCCGCUCAAGGGCGAGGCCCUGUUCAGCGCUCCACCAGUGGUUAUGUCAGGAGGCUAUGCCAGCCUCAAGGAUGAGCUCGGCUAUGAGCGCUUCGGAAAUGGCGCCACCAAGCAGAUGCUGGCCAGUGCCUCGCCCAUUAAGUCAGGAGCAGCGCUAAAUGCCAGCAGUGGUUCCGUUUAUAUGGGUUCCAAGGGCUAUCGCCAACGCUCGACAUCUUUCAACGAGAGCUUUCAUCCCAUUUCACCGGUCCUCUCCGAGCCGCCGCAGCGGGAGAGAGGUGUGAUUCAGCGGCAGGUGAGGAUGGAGCAACAGCCGCCCUUGCCACGUCGCUCCGCUUCGUAUAAGCCCCGUUCCAUCCGAGCACGCACUUUAAGACGGUUGAGCUACAAUCCCAUGACCCUGGAUUCGAGUUCCUCUAGCGGCGAGGAGCCCACUAAGCCCAGUCUGGCCCGCUCCGAGUGCGACAUCCGGGCCAGAGUGACGGCCAGCUCAAAUUCCUCGUUGGGCAGACGCCGGCGGGCGGGAAUGAACCGCCAGGUGCAGUCCGCCUGUCACGACGAACGUGAAGCCAUCAUCUCUCCUCGCCAGAUCUACGGCUCUAAUUCGAGCAUCAAGUCUGCACCACACUACAACAUUGGUGGGCAGCGGCGUAGCUUCCACAGAGGUGGAGCCGGCGUGAUGGGCGGUGGCUAUGAGCAGUUCCAGUACGACGAGCGCAUUUACGAUUUCGGAGGACGUGGUCCUGGCAACAACUACAAUAUGGCCCACGCGAGCUACCUCAGCUCGAGUCAAAAACCCAGUUAUCAUAUAAACGGAACCGAAUUGCCUGGAUCUGGAUCGGGGUCCUCCUCGGCAGCCUCGUCGGCAGUGCAGGCCACUUACAGGGCAGGAGCUGGUGCCCCUAUACAGCGACCCAUGAGCGGUGGAGCUGCUCUGCACGAAUUCGACAUUAGCCGGCUCACGGGAAAGAGUCCCACUUCCACAAACUUUGUGGGAAGUUCGCCGGAGGAACUAAAGCAGCGCCAGCUUUCGAUGGGCUCCCUGCUAGCCCCUAGCAACAAGGUGGUGAAGCCCCAAAGACCCACUGAGUUUCACUGGCCGGAGAAGAUCCACGCAUCGGCGGUGAAGCAGAAUGAGAUGCACUGGAGGCAGAUGCAACAGCAGCAGCAGCAGCAGCAGCUGUCCACAGCAACGAUAAUUGGUGCGGCGAGUGGAGGAGCGGCAGUGGCAGCCAGGAGGUCCAGUGACAGCUCCUCCUCAUCCAGCACCGAGAGCGGUGAUGAGUUCCAGUUCCGCCGCGAGUUCGUGGCGCCCCGAAUUCCGCCCAGCCCGGCUCCAUAACUAAGGAAAAUGCUGAAAUACGUUCUCAAUUUACUGUUCGGCAAUGUGAUGUCCGAUUAGAGGCGAUGGAUAGAUGCGAAUUGGAUCCGGAAAGUCGUGGUCACGAAUAGAGGAGGCUCCUCGUGGAGCUGGGCGAUGUGGUGUUUGUGCUACUGUCUGUGUGUGUUUGAGGAAGGGAGCGUAGAGUGUUGGCGUCGAAAAGUAAAUUGAAGAAGUAUUUACAGCAAAUAGAUUAUAUAUAUUUUUUGGAUUUGCAUUUUUUGAAGCGAGAUGAGAGUGUGCCUUAUAGGAAAACACCGAAGACCUCUCAGAACAGAUAAUAAUGAUGUGCAGAUCAGCUGCACACCUUCCAAACAUUCUAUCAUCGCAAGGUUCAUCUUCAUCAACAGCUAAACUCCACUUAAACACAAAUAAUAGCGGUUUCCCUUUUCAAGUUGGAUCAAAUGUGGCGAAAUACAGGAUCUAUAAUGUUUUGGAAUUGACCUUGACCCUGAUUUCGCCAUAUUUAAUCCAUGUCGAAAUCGGUAAUACAUCUAAAGUUUUCUAAAAGUACUCUAUUCAGUAGCCUAAAGUCAAUAUACAAAACUUUUCUUCAACUUUUCACUACAAGAAACACAAAUAACAAAUAUAAUGGCUUCCAAACGGAUUGAAAAUGUUCAAGAAUUUUUAAAAAGCAAAACCCAACAAGAGCUUGGUUGUCGGAAACAGUAUUCGAGGCACAAGACAAACACAAACACUCACACUUAUUGAGGGGACUCCAACUAGACAGGGUAUUACCUAUUACCACCCCGGUAAUUGUAAGUCACACACAGCCAUAGAAAGACAACCAGACAAACAGUCACCCACACAGAACUGUUGACAAUCCUCAGAACUUGUCCACAUCAGAAGACAUUCGUCGGAGCAAGACUCCCGAACGGAUCAUGUGCCAUAUCCUGACGCUUGCAUUUUUUACGAAACCAAAGCUAAAGCGAAACCAAAAGCAAAACCGAAACAAGUUUAACGAUACCGAAACCAAGAGAAGCAUUUAAGCUCACUUUAACUAGAGUGUCGAACCCUAAAGUAUCUUUAAGAUUGGCGAUUGAAGUGUCAAGUAUUGGCCCACUAACCAAAACGAAAGCAAAAGCAAAAGCAAAACUAAAAAUUAACUCUAAUCAAUCGAAUUGCCGACGGCUGCAAAGUGCCGAACGUUUUUGAUAACCUCACUAAGCAUAUAUUAUAUGGAUUAUACUUACUAAAAGAUUUUCGCAUUCUAUGCAUUUAUGGAUAAACUCAAAUUGAAAGUAUGAUAUACAGAUUAUAUAUACACCUACCUAAAUCUAAAUCAACCUAAUUAUAUGUUUACAAGUAAAGUGGCGUAUGCGGUAAUGAUAGCAUUACGGAACAUGAUAUUCUAAACUAUGCGUUCGAAGCGUUUCAACCCAGAGAACCUAAAACUAAAUGAAAACCAAAAUAUACUCGAGUAUUAUACAAGAAACCCCAGAAAACUAAACUAAAACUAAACAUUUAACUAAGCAACAAGUAUUUAAAAACUAAAAAAGGAAGAGUUUGAAUUCUAAGAACCAAACAAGUUAAUUGGUAAUCAAAAAAAGAAAAUGUUGUGCAUAUUUAAAGGGAUUCAAUAAAGAAAAACUAAUUCUGAAUUUCA